Molecule: messenger RNA, 672 nt
Organism: Acanthosepion pharaonis
Lineage: Eukaryota; Metazoa; Mollusca; Cephalopoda; Sepiida; Sepiidae
Source: the annotation of a GenBank genome assembly
AUGACUUGUAAACCAUGUCGAGAUUUCUAUCGGAAAGACUGGGAUAAGAGAGCUUUCACUGUGGGAUUUUUUGGACCUCCAGGUUCAGGGAAGACAUCUAUUAUUCAUGAUGUGUGUAAAGUUUUGAAUGAGAAACAUAAUAUAUGUGUUGUAACCAAUGAUGCCUAUACACAAGAGGAUGCUGAUUACUUGGUUACAAAAGGUGCCUUACCAAAAGAAAAAGUGCGUUCAGUCAUAGUUGAAGGCUGUCCUAUGGCUGUCAUGAAUAAGGAUAUUGAAGUCAACUUAAAGGAGAUAAGAUCUCUCACAGAGCAGCACCAUCCUGAUAUAAUUCUUCUAGAAUCUGCUGGAGAUUGUUUGGCAUCAUAUUUCAGUCGAGACCUUGUGGACUAUGCAAUUUUGGUGAUUGAUGUAGCAGGUGGCCACAAAUUGAUACACAAAAGAAUUGAAGGUAAUAACCACAGUGAAUUGCUCAUUAUCAACAAAAUUGAUCUUGCUGAAGCAGUUGGAAUAAAUAUGGAGGAUUUCAAAAUGGAAGUGAUAAUGACUCGAAUGGAUAGAGGUCUUCUCUUUACAUCUACCAAGAACAAAAAAGACAUGAAACAUGUGGCUGAAUCUAUAAUGUAUUCUUGGAGGAACCAUACCCAACAAAUUCCACCACAAUGUCCUUGA